CAUCUCGAUAAAUGCACCAUUAGCCCCUUGUCUGUUUAGAAGGCACAGCUCCUCUGCUCAUCUACCAGAUCCCAUCAUCAUGAAGGUUGCUCAUAUCUACCUGCUCUGCAUCCUGGGAGCCGCCCUGCUGUCUACAGUCCUCUGCAACAGUGGAAGUGCUCCUGAUAUGUGCUGCUUUGAAUACUUUCCAAGUCCCAUACACAAUGAGCUGAUCUCUUCGUAUUUCAAGACUGAUCCUCGGUGCCACUUGAAUGCAGUUGUCUUAAUAACAAAACGAUCCCGCCCCAUCUGUGUGAACCCUAAGCAGCUCUGGGUGGUGAAGAUGAUCAAUUACCUGGAGAGUCAGUCCCUGGUCUAGAGAUCUAGAAGCUGCCUACCGUUCUGCUUUAUCAGAUCAUGUUAAGUAUAUGUAGCAAUGCAACCAUCAUUUCGGUAUCAGUGCUUUUAAGUUUCUGAUUUUGCUUCCAACAUGUAAGCUUUUUUUUUUUUUUUUUUUGCAAUAAUUUGUUCUUAAAGCUUUGUACAACACAUAUUCUACAGUGGUGAUUUCAACCAGGAGGAAUUUAUGUUGUGUUUUCUUUUUUUUCUUUUUUUUUUUUUUUUGAUCUUUUUCAUUUCAAUAAAAUAUCAUCAUUAGCA
Cyprinodon tularosa is the source of this 639-nucleotide messenger RNA. RefSeq names its product C-C motif chemokine 5-like. NCBI's taxonomy places the organism in Eukaryota, Metazoa, Chordata, Actinopteri, Cyprinodontiformes, Cyprinodontidae. Gene Ontology annotation, molecular function: chemokine activity; CCR chemokine receptor binding. The record is from RefSeq and is a predicted model, not a curated record. The transcript is spliced from 3 exons. Gene Ontology annotation, cellular component: extracellular region. Bases 80 to 358 code for a protein of 92 amino acids. Gene Ontology annotation, biological process: chemokine-mediated signaling pathway; monocyte chemotaxis; G protein-coupled receptor signaling pathway.